Sardina pilchardus (European sardine) is the source of this 4973-nucleotide messenger RNA. It is a transcript of the gene tdrd12, whose product is annotated as tudor domain containing 12. Bases 146 to 4540 code for a protein of 1464 amino acids. Gene Ontology annotation, biological process: germ-line stem cell division. The record is from RefSeq and is a predicted model, not a curated record. The transcript has 36 exons. Lineage: Eukaryota; Metazoa; Chordata; Actinopteri; Clupeiformes; Clupeidae.
UGCCAUAGUUGGUUAGCAGCACGUGUGACCUUAGCAUGCAUAAUUAUUCUUAGCGGAACACACAUCUUCUGUUUCUAACGGCAAGCAAGCGUCAAAAGUCCAAAUUAAUUCACUUUGAAACAAUUUGUAGCCUAGGUGGCUGAAAAUGCUGGAAAUAUCCAUACUUAAGAUUGAAGACCCUAGCUGCUUGUGGGGUAGAAUUAUGAGAGGCCCAGGGGUUCAAGUGGCUAGUCAAAAGGAUUAUGAUGACUUGCAAAUUGAGAUGAACCUAUACUACCAUGAUGUCAAUCUAGAUUCUCAAUCUGUAAAGCCAUCUUCCCUGAAGAAGGGACAGCUGUGCGUGGUGUUCUCCCCUCUCCUGUUGAGCUGGUGCCGUGCCAUUGUGGAGUCUGUGUACGAGGGAGUGGAGGGGACCAGGGUUACCUGCUUCCUGGUGGACCAUGUGGAAGAUGUCAGCGUCUCAGAUGACAGUGUGUACGCCCUGCUGCAGAGGUUCCUCCAGCUGCCGCUCCGGGUGAGGAAGUUCCAGCUGAGUGGCGUCCAUCCCUUGAGCCUGCGCGUGUCCAUCGCCGAUGCCAAAGCAGAGCUGGUACCCUCGCCGCGAUGGGACAGCUCUGCUACAAGAUACCUGUACAUCCUCUGGCAGGCAUCUUCUCUAGUUGAAGCAGUGGUGUGUGGAUCACAGGACAAUUGCCUGGCUAUUGAACUCUACCUGACUAUCAACCGUGUUAAGAUCUGUGCGAAUCACGACCUGCUGGCGAAGAGGCUGGCCUGCACCAGGACUGAGAAGGAGAGUUUGCAGAAGGAACGCAGAGGCCUCCCGCCCGUCUUCCUGAAAGGCGACAUGUUUGCCAGCCCAGAGCAGUUCCUGGCCCUCAACGGGUUUGAGGUGAAGUUGACCCCACCGAAUGGGGUGACCAAUAAAGUCUCCAGUGGAUCCCUGCCAGAACUGGUUAAGGAGUCGGAGCUGUCAGACCUGUCCUGUGGGGAGGUGUAUGGAGCCGUCCAGAAUACCGUCAUGCCACCGGAGCAGACUUCAGAUAGAGCCUUUGAUGCCGAAGAGCCAGGAAGCCCCUGCACUUUACCUAGUCCACCACGAAACCGCCAAGUUGAGGAGGAGACCAGUGGAAGUGAAGUGAGUGAGGAUCCUGGGCCGACUCUAGCAGAUGAAGUGAUGGCAGAGUUGAAGCUGUUCAGGUAUCUCAAGUUUUUGAAUCCUGAUGCUGUUGGUGGAUUUGACAAGUCCACGGUGGACCUGAGCGGUCAGUCUGACACAGACAGUACCACUGAUCAGGUGACUGCUGGCUCAGUCGAACUAGCGGAGAUAAAGACAGAGGAGAGGGCUGAGGCAGAAGUGGUGCUUCCCAACGAGAUGACGGAGAAGGAAGACGCGCCGCUUUCCCAGAUGCCCCAGCUUCAGGCGGACCAUGAGCCGGUCACCUGUGAGCCGGUCACCUGUGAGCCGGUCACCUGUGAGCCGGUCAAGGAUGAUGAUGUCCAUUCUUCUGAUAGCCCCAGUGUUCAAGACUGGAGACUUGAAGAGAGCAGCGCCCCACAGCAGAGAACGGAAGACGAGAUGGCGGCCGCUCGUUUGCUGGAAUGGCUCAACCCUGCCCCACUAAAUCUAGAUGCGGAAGAUGACGUAAUGGUGGCGCCCACGGACCCCAAGAGGAAUGGGGUUCUGGUUCACGCUUCAGUUGCCAUAGAACCCUGGCAAAGUCUGGCCCGCUGCUCAAUCUCUGACCACUUCAAACGGUACCUGGUGAGGCGGAAGUGCGCUGGCCCUACGGUGGCGCAGCAGUACUGCUGGCCCCACGUGUUCCGGGGCAACGACACACUGCUGGUGACCCAUGCAGGCCAGGACCCGCUGAACUACCUCCCCCCGCUCAUCACACACAUCCAGAACGGCUCCGUCCACUCCUCCCUCGUCACACGCACCGGGCCCAUAGCGGUGAUCCUGUGCCCGCGAUGGGAGAAGGUGCAGGUGGUGUUCGACCUGCUGGAGACCUGCCGGGCCGUCCAGGACCUCAACCCGGCGCUGGUGCUGCUGGGCCAGGACAAGGACGAGGCCAAGGCCUUCAGGGUCCACAAGAACUGUAAGCUGCUGGUGACUACCCCCUUCACGCUGGCGCGGCUGCUGGCUGCCAACUGUGGGCUGUUCCUGCGGCUGUGCCACCUGGUGAUGGAUGAGGUGGACGUGCUCUACUCCAGGGCGCCCGCAGAGAUGGAGGUGGUGUUGAAGCACUUCCGGAGUGUGGUGUCCAGCACUGACCGGUCGCGGACUCCGCAGCAGCUGGUUGCGGUGGGCAGCAGCUGGACGGCGCUGAUGGAGGGGCUGGUGAAGGACCACAUGCGGGACGCCACCGUCAUCAUCACCGUCCCCAAGGAGGCCGCCCUGUACGGGGGGGUCCACCAGAUGAUCAUGCUGUGUCUGGACUGUGAGAAGACCCCCGUGAUGCUCAGGGCUCUGGACUUCUCCCCCGCCGUCUCCCAGAAGACCCUCAUCAUCACCAGCGGCCUGGACGAGCUGGAGCAGGUCUUUGAGGCUGUGGUCAACUCCUCGGCUCUGGCGCUGAAAGCUCACGAGGGCUUGACCCACCAGUUUGACUUUGUGAUGGAGCGCUGGAGGAAAGCCAUCGGAGCAGGCACUCACGUCAUCCUGGUUACCACGGAGAAGUGUCUGAAAGCCUUAGGAGUGGCUGACGCCACCUGUGUGGUGCAUUAUGGCUUCCCCACCUCUCCCAAACUAUUCGGCAGUCGUCUGUUCUCCAUGUCGGACAACUUCAGAGUCCUCUCUGACAAGUACCACCCUGAGAACUCCUCCAACCCUCCGGCCACCAACUCCAUCCUGCUGCUGACGGAGAAGAACGCGCGGCACGUGUCUGGCGUGCUGCGCUACCUGCGGCGCACCGAUGCCCUGCUGCCCGCCGAGCUGCUGCAGUUCGCCCAGGGAGUCCAGCUGGCACGGGAGGAGCAGAAGCAGCACCGGCCCCUCUGCGGGUACCUCAAGAGCCUCGGCUUCUGCAGGGAUACUGGAGUGUGUCCUGACAGACACAUUCUCAACAGAGCUCAAGACGAUCCCAAGCACCUGGACACGGGAUUGGUUGGGGUGGUGCCUCUGUUCAUCAAGAGUGCCACCGUGUACUACGGGCGCCUGGUCCACCCAGACGACUCCGGCUUUGACGAGCUCGCUGCCCAGAUGGCUGCCCACUACGCCGCAGGGCACCGCUGGGCCACCGAAGUGAUGGAGGGAGAGCUGUACGCCAUCCAGCAGGAGGACGAGUACCACAGGGUGCGUGUGGUGUCUCUGCCAGAUAAAGACGACCGCUUGUUCAGCUGCUCCGUGGUGCACUUCCUGGAUGAGGGGAGCACACAGGAAGUGAAGUCACACCAGCUGCUGCAGCUGCCGCCUGCGUUCCAGGCCUUCCCUCCGCAGGCCGUGGAGAUCAUCCUGUGUGGCCUCAGGCCCAUCGACAACGAGGUGGACUGGAACCCAAAGGUGACGAGGGCCAUCGGUCAGAAGAUCAGAGGAAAGCAGCACCAUGCGAAGGUGGUGAUGUGCCUGGGCAACAGCGUCUGGGUCAACCCCAUGGUGCGGCGGACCCCUGCCCCUCUCCUGAAGACCUUCAUCAACGAGUACAACGUCUACAGCGAGGUGCUGUCCACGGGCAUGGGCGUGGCCAACACUGACCAUCUGAACAUGCUGAAGCAGGCGCUUGAUGCCCCCGAGGGGCUUUUGGAUCACAGCGCCCUCCCGCUUUCUGAAAACCACUCUGACAAAAGCACACUGGAUUUGAAGGAGCUUGCCACACGUGAUGCCCAGGUUGAGAGCACGGAGGGCCCAGGAGAGAGCCCUGCCCCUGGGCUGGAGAUGGCCGCCAUACCCCCGCAGAGGGACUCGGAGCCGGCUGACUUGUUCAGCCUUAAAGGCCUGCUUUCAGAUUGUGUAUCUGGGGGUAUCGGCCGCUCAACACCCAGUGGAGACAUGGCUCCGCUUAAGCACAUUGAAUUGGAGGGAUUUUCACCCCAAAGCUGGACGUCAUCAGUCAAUACCCCCAGCGAAAAUGGAGUUGAUAAGCAGGUUGUCAGCUCUCAUAUCAACUUGAGGAAAACCCUUGCAGUGGACGGUCCUCAAAGUUGUCACCCACAGAUCAAGUGGUUUCAGAGACAGGAUGUUCUUAUCUUGCGGGUGAAACUCAUGAACCCUGUGAUGCAGACCUGCAACUUCUUCUCUGACAGGGUGGUGUACAGUGCAUAUGCAAACAAUAAGCACUAUCGCGUCACCUUGGAACUACAGAAUGACAUCAGCGCUGACCGGUGCUCAUGGGAUAUGAAGUGUAACGAGCCCGAGAUCAGACUGGUGAAGAGGGAGAGAGGAGAGUGGAGAGGGCUCCUCAAGCACAAGAAUGCCUUUGUCAGUUAUGACUUUGAUCACAUGGAGGAGGAAGACUUGAGUGCAACAGCGGGACACUGGUUUGAGGCCAACACGGGAGAAGAUGGCUGUUACGUGACUUCAGACAGUGGGAGUGAGAGUGACUGAAAGGCCUCUCUCUGGAUGCAACCAGUGGGGUAUUUCAAGAGCAUGUUAGUGAUGAACCUGGAUGAGCUAAGUCAAAUGGUAAACUUCCUAGUGGAUGGGCCCUGGGGCUUUGUUUGGCAAGGAGAAUGAACCAUUGGGCUCUUCUAUUAAGAGGUUUACAACUUACUCUGAGUUUACUUAACCAGCUUGAUCACUAAACCAUGUUCUUCGAUACCCCCUGCACUGUUCCAAUAUUAUCAAUUGUGUUCCCCCAUAUCUGUUUUUCUGAAAAUGUUCUAAAAGUUCUGUAAUUUUGCUGUUCUGUAGUUUUGUUCAUUGGUAAAUUUGAUCUUUGAUUUUUGACCUUUUUUUUUUUUUUUUUUUUUCAAAUGAGAUGUCAUUGGUGUGUGAAUUACUAAUUAGGUUACUUACAAUAAAUUCAUGGCGUGCUUGA